Molecule: messenger RNA, 999 nt
Organism: Lucilia cuprina (Australian sheep blowfly)
Lineage: Eukaryota; Metazoa; Arthropoda; Insecta; Diptera; Calliphoridae
Product: leucine aminopeptidase-like
Exons: 4
Coding region: 283-999 (238 amino acids)
Biological process (GO): proteolysis; peptide catabolic process
Cellular component (GO): cytosol
Molecular function (GO): aminopeptidase activity; epoxide hydrolase activity
Source: RefSeq, a predicted model, not a curated record
GUUUAUAAUAUGGGAUAUAGUGCCUCACAUUUAUUGUAAAAAAAGAAAAUACUUGUUGUUAGCAACCAGCACAACUAUUAACCACGAUUCAUAACUUUAAUAUAAAUAUUUUGAUUUACCACAGUAGCCACACAUUCCAACCAACUUUUAAAUUAAAUUUCAACACGUACUCUAAGUACACAACAUCUAUUUUCGUCGUCAUCAUUAACAGCGCCAGCGUCACCUAAUACGAAAAGGUUCCAACAAACAAUUCCAUUGUAUUCGCUACAAAGUCAACGCAAAAUGGGUCGUCUAGGUAAAAUUGAUCCAAGUUCUUACUCCCAACCAGAAUUGAUUACCACACAACACAGUGUCUUGAACUGGAAGGUAGAUUUUGAAAACACCAAGUUGAAGGGUUCAGUUACCCAUCGUUUUAAUGUAUUGGAAAAGGAUUUGCCUGCUAUUUUGUUGGAUGUGCGUGAUGUUAAAGUUUUGAAUGCUGAAAUAGUUUCUGGAAAGUCUUCCAUUCCACUAAACCACUUUGUUAGCGAUCCAGUUGAUGAUAUUGGUGCUAAACUUACUUUGGAAUUACCACAGGGUACUGCUACCGGAGAUUUAUUUGUACGCAUCGAAUAUGAAACCGCCAGCAAUGCCAGUGGUCUUCAAUGGCUGAAUCCUGAACAAACAUUGGGCAAACAACAUCCCUACAUGUUCAGUCAAUGUCAGGCAAUUCAUGCACGUUCUAUUAUGCCAUGUCAAGACACUCCUGCUGUUAAAUUCACUUACGAAGCUACUGUGGAACAUCCGAAAGAAUUGACUGCUCUAAUGAGUGCUCUUGUUGCUAAGAAAGAAGACGGUGUGACCACUUUCAAGCAAGAGGUACCCAUACCAGCUUAUCUCUUAGCUAUUGCCAUUGGUAGAUUGGUUUCCAAGCCUUUGGGUCCCAACUCUAAUGUCUGGGCUGAACAAGGAAUAAUUGAUGCAUGCGCUGAAGAAUUCUCACAGACAUCUUUUUUUUGA